AUGAACUACCUCCGCAGCACGCUCAACACGCUACGCGACACGUACGCCCCGGUCACGCACACGUCGACGUUCCGCGCAACGGGGCAGAUAACGCCCGAGGAGUUUGUCGCCGCGGGCGACUUCCUGGUGUACAAGUUCCCGUCGUGGGCGUGGGCGGACGCGGCGUCGCCCGCCAAGCGCGUCAGCUACCUGCCCGAGGGCAAGCAGUUCCUGGUGACGCGCGGGGUGCCGUGCCAGCGGCGGCUGGAUGACAACUUUGCGGGCGAGGGCGGCGACGAGGGCACGGUUGUCGGGGACGGGUUUGCGGGCGGGGCGGGGGGCGAGGGCGACGACGACGGCUGGUUCCGCACCGGUGGCAGCGGGAGGGGCGAUCUGGGCGCGAGCCAGGAAGCCGCGAGGGUGAGGACCGUGGAUGAGAGGGGUGAGGUCGAUGUGGAUGCUGUUGAGGUUGAGGAGGAGAUUCCGGAUAUGGAGGAUGAGGAGGAUGAUGAGGAGGCCAUCAUCCGUGAUACCAAGGCCGCGGGCACCACGGCGCCCCUCCGCACCUACACGCUCUACAUCACCUACACGCCCUACUACCGGACACCGCGGCUGUACCUGUCGGGGUACCAGUCGGCGUCGGAGCCGCUGGCGCCGGAGCAGAUGAUGGAGGACAUAGUGGGCGACUACAAGGACAAGACGGUGACGCUGGAGGACUUCCCCUUCUUCGAGACGGGCAUCAAGAUGGCGUCGGUGCACCCGUGCAAGCACGCCUCGGUCAUGAAGGUUCUGCUGGACCGGGCGGACGCGGCGCUGAAGCUGCGGCUGGCCAAGAUCCGGGCGGGCCAGCAGGACGCGGCCAAGGGCGGCAUGGGCAUGGAGGGGCUGGCCGAGCAGCUCGAGGGCGUGCACGUCUCUGCCGACGCGAGGCGCGACGACCUGCGCGACGUCGACGCCGCCAAGAAGCACGCGGACGGCGAUGAGUGGGAGGUCCUGGACGAGGCGCACGCGCCCGAGGAGGACGACGUCGCUAUCCGCGUCGACCAGUACCUCGUCGUCUUCCUGAAGUUUAUGGCCAGCGUCACGCCGGGCAUCGAGCACGACUUCACGAUGGGCGUAUAG
Molecule: messenger RNA, 1101 nt
Organism: Aplosporella prunicola CBS 121167
Lineage: Eukaryota; Fungi; Ascomycota; Dothideomycetes; Botryosphaeriales; Aplosporellaceae
Exons: 2
Coding region: 1-1101 (366 amino acids)
Biological process (GO): nucleophagy; autophagosome assembly; autophagy of mitochondrion
Cellular component (GO): cytosol; cytoplasmic ubiquitin ligase complex
Molecular function (GO): Atg8-family ligase activity
Source: RefSeq, a predicted model, not a curated record